CAUUACCUGGUGCAACGUUAAGAGUGGAUCUAUCAGCUCUAAUUUCAGCUUUCAACAUCUCGAAAUCAAUGAGUCUCGAAAUCAAUCUGUUCUAACUUAGUUACUAUUCCAAUCGAAGCCUCACUUCAUGAUAGACAAUGGAGCAUAGGCGAAAUUGACCUCUAGCUUGCAUUUAUAAAUACAGCUGUAAUCGGUCGGAAAAGCUGAUCUAUGCGUUACAAUUGGUCAUGUACCGCCAUAAUGUCUUCUCGGUCUCGACUGUACUUCUCGUCGCAGCCAAUCUUCUAAUACCUGUGGCAAUCCUCCUCUUUGCCGUUGGUUUUUUCCCCUACAAACCAUUCUUACCUGGACUAGCCGAGUACCAAUCCCUCGAUUAUGGCUCGCCACCCGAAGCGCCGUUUGAUCGUCUAAUAUUCAUGGUUGUCGAUGCUUUGCGCAGCGACUUCGUAUAUCUAAAUGGCUCCGGUUUCGAGUUUACCCAAGGGCUUAUUCAAAAUGGACAUGCUAUUCCCUACACCGCUCGUGCUACGUCGCCGACUAUCACGAUGCCUCGCAUAAAAGCGAUUACUACUGGUUCCACGCCUUCCUUCCUCGAUGCGAUCUUGAGUUUCGACGAAGCCGACACGUCUUCGACGCUCGCUGCCCAGGACACCUGGCUCGCUCAGAUGAAGGCAAAGAAAUCAGGGAAGCUAGUUAUGUAUGGCGAUGAUACGUGGUUGAAAUUAUUCCCCGGUGUGUUCGAUCGAGCGGAUGGCACCUCGAGCUUCUUCGUCUCCGAUUUUACCGAAGUCGACAACAACGUGACGAGGCACGUCCCCGACGAGUUGCGCAACGAUGACUGGAAUACAAUGGUUCUCCAUUACCUCGGCCUCGACCAUAUUGGCCAUAAAACUGGCCCUCGGGGCCCAAAUAUGAUUCCAAAGCAGCAGGAGAUGGACGGAAUUAUUCGCCUAAUAUACGAGGCAAUAGAGACACAGCCGCAUCUUCAUUCGACUCUUCUUGUUUUCUGUGGUGACCAUGGCAUGAAUGAUGCUGGUAACCAUGGAGCUUCUUCUCCUGGAGAAACUUCAGCUGCCCUCGUGUUUGUAUCACCUAAACUGAAGUCCAUCGCAAAACCCGUCAAAGUGCCAGCAGAUUUUGUCGAGGAUUUCCAGUAUUACAAUGUCGUAGAGCAGUCCGAUCUAGCCCCUACUCUUGCCGCUUUGCUCGGCUUUCCGAUACCCAAAAAUAAUCUAGGCUCAUUUAUGGUAGACUUUCUACCUUUUUGGCUAGAGAAACGAGAUAGGCUUCAGAUUCUUGUGCGUAACGCAAGGCAGAUUCUCGAUAUUGUCACCGCAAGCUUUAGUGGUUCGUCACCGGUUGGUAGAAACCCCAACCUGGAUUGUGUUCGCCCUGGCUCUGGGGCCGAAGAAUUGGCCUGUGAAUGGCAGCAAAUUAGCAAAAUAACCGAAACUGCCUCAAGCAGGGGAAACCCAGGCGAGGACCAGAUAAUGGAUGUGUCAAAGUGGUUAUCAAGGGCGCAGACUUUAAUGAGCGGCAUGGCGAGCAACUAUGAUAUGUCAAUGCUCAUAUACGGUGAAGUGGUAGCGGUAGUGGCCUCCGUCACGGCGGUAUACACCGUAGUAACUUCAUCUUCUGUAGCAGCUUAUAACUUAGCACCAUUUGUACUCAUCACGGUGCUAUAUGGUAUAAUGAUGUUUGCUAGUAGUUAUGUUGAGGAAGAGCAACACUUUUGGUACUGGGCUACUUCUGCGUGGUUAUUCUAUCUCGCGAUUAGGUCGAGUCCAAGAGCGACGUAUAAGUCUUUCAUCAUGGGCUUCAUUGCACUUGGCGCUAUUCGGUUGACUCGAGGGUGGAAUCAGACUGGGCAAAAGUUUGCCGGCGAGCCCGACAUCGUGACCAGUUUUAUGGCGUCAAAUCCGCCACUGCUCUGGUCUCUUACUCUCACGACGUAUGCGAUGGUCUCUUUAGAUUUAUUUAACGGGCUUCGGAGGAUCCCAACUGCCAUAUCAGGUUCCAUAGUUGUGGGACUAGCGACAUCAGCAAUAUCUUUCAAGCUUGCUUUUACUAACGAAGACGCCCCUGAGCUAAUUGUUGGAUUCGCGAAGACGCUUGUGGACUUAUUUGACGGUCCGACCCUUGUGAACCGAGCACGGGCGGUAUUCCUCGGUCUUGGACUUACUUCGAUAUGUCCUUUGUACAGCACUUUUGUGCAGGGGACUAAGCAAUCUAAAGGGGAUGCAAUGCGAACCCUGCAUCAUUUGUAUAUGCUUUUUGCGUUAACACAAUCUCGAGUAACCAACAUACCCCUCUUCUUACUAUUUCGAGCCAUUUACCUGUACCUGGACGGGCUCCAUCUGGGGGUUGUAGACGUUACGAUAUCAUCACUGCUACUACAAUUUGCUUCCUUCUUCACGAUGGGAGGUUCCAACGCGAUCUCCGGCGUGGAUUUGUCUAACGCGUACAAUGGCGUCAGCGGAUUUAAUAUCUUUGCCGUAGGAGUCUUAACAUUCCUCAGCAAUUGGGCUGCCCCGAUAUGGUGGACCUCGGCAUCGAACUUGCUACUCCUUCAAAGCAGGGAAUCAGCGAAACCUGGCCAUGAUCGCGUAUAUCAGCAGCACAUUGCAAUUUUGACGUUGUUUGUGACAGUCGCUCUUGUGUUUGUGAUGGUAGCUUGCACGACCUUGAGGACGCAUUUAUUCAUAUGGACUGUAUUCUCACCAAAGUAUUUAUACAGCAUGGCGUGGAGUCUGGGACAGCAUCUCGUUAUUAACGUAGCAUUUGGAGGUCUUUUAUAUUGGCUCGGUUGCAGAUGACAUACAACGUCUAUACGUUAGAGUAUAGAUCGUCGAAAUUUAGAGUUAGAUCUUUUAUGGUUCGGCAUUAAGCUGAACGAGACUACCUAUGUACAUAGGUACCUAUUCUAAAUGAACAUUUCGAAUAUCACACCA
Messenger RNA from Daldinia decipiens, 2951 nucleotides. RefSeq names its product alkaline phosphatase-like protein. Gene Ontology annotation, cellular component: endoplasmic reticulum membrane. The record is from RefSeq and is a predicted model, not a curated record. NCBI's taxonomy places the organism in Eukaryota, Fungi, Ascomycota, Sordariomycetes, Xylariales, Hypoxylaceae. Bases 228 to 2816 code for a protein of 862 amino acids. The transcript has 7 exons. Gene Ontology annotation, biological process: GPI anchor biosynthetic process.